This is a messenger RNA of Setaria italica (foxtail millet), 889 nucleotides long. Its product is annotated as photosystem II reaction center W protein, chloroplastic. NCBI's taxonomy places the organism in Eukaryota, Viridiplantae, Streptophyta, Magnoliopsida, Poales, Poaceae. Gene Ontology annotation, biological process: photosynthesis. Gene Ontology annotation, cellular component: photosystem II; chloroplast. The record is from RefSeq and is a predicted model, not a curated record. Bases 139 to 540 code for a protein of 133 amino acids. The transcript is spliced from 2 exons.
GCCUUCGGCAGCCACACUUUGAGCGGCAGCAAUUCGGCUGGACGCCUGGAGAAUAACACCACCAAGAAGCUCACUCUCCACUUGUCACCUGUUCCAUCUAGAACCACACCCAGACACCAGACCUCGCGAGUGAGAGCAAUGGCAACCAUCAGCGCCGCUGGAUCCGCCGCCCUCUUCGCUGGUGCCUCCGUGGCCAGGCCAGCUCAGGCUCACGGGCUGCCUCAGCUGAGAGCGAGAGCCGACAAGGUGCGGUGCAGCGCCUGCUCGAGGCAGCAGGACGGCAGCGGCAAGGGGGCGGCGGCUCCGGCCGCCGGCGCGUCGUCCCUGCUGGCCGUGGCGAGCGCGAUGACGACGUCGUCGCCGGCGCUGGCGCUGGUGGACGAGCGGAUGUCGACGGAGGGCACCGGGCUCAGCCUGGGCUUGAGCAACAACCUGCUGGGGUGGAUCCUGCUGGGCGUGUUUGGCCUCAUCUGGUCCCUCUACACCGUCUACACCUCCACGCUCGACGAGGACGAGGAGUCCGGCGGCCUCUCCCUGUGAUUUGUGAAAUCCUCUUGAUUUCUACUAGCUGUUUUGUUCAGCUUGACCUCUGUGUGAGUUCGACCUGUGGGUGCAACUGCAACUGCAAGUCUGCAACUGAAGACAUGGCUGUAUGCGACUGUAACUGAGCUGUUGCGUCUGAGAUGGUAAUGAAGAGUACUUAGUAUAGUUGGUUUGUGGUGGUUUGAGAUUGCAUGAAAGAUGCUGUGUGCACAUGCUGUACUGUAUGAAAUUUGAUAGCACUGUGGCAGUGUCAUGCGUGGCAUUUUUAGCAUCUGAUUUGUUUGCUGUGUAUGGGAGAAGAAUAUUCUAUAGGACCAUAUGGAAACUGAACUCUAGUUCACGUUUA